AUGGAAGUAAAGCAAGAAGUUUUGGUUAUUGGAGAAAUUUUAUACGCAAAAAAAUUUUACGAAGAAUUAAAAGAAAGAUACAACAUUAAAUUCAUAGAUAAAUUUGAUACAGAAGUUCUAGAUUCACUUUCACCUGCUAUAAAUGUAAUAGUUGUAAUUGGUGAUUCUUCUAAACUUGUUGAUGUUAAAGCAGCUACUGAAAAUGAGGAAUUAGAGCUUGAAGCAUUAAACAACCUUGAUUUUGCAUUAAUCACGGGUGUACCUAGAGAUCCGGUAAACAAAAUCGAUGAAGUAGCAGAAAUUGCCGCUGAUAAGGCUAUUCAAUAUAUUAAUGCAAGCGGCGAAGUAGUUGAUUUAGAUGUUUCAGAUAUUCAAAUUACAUUGUAA
Molecule: messenger RNA, 387 nt
Organism: Racocetra fulgida
Lineage: Eukaryota; Fungi; Glomeromycota; Glomeromycetes; Diversisporales; Gigasporaceae
Source: the annotation of a GenBank genome assembly